AUGGGCUUUAGUCCUUACUUAACUCCAGAACCCCCAGUUGCACAUCAACUGAGUCCUAAGUAUCUUGUGGAGGGAACAAACCUGACUCAGAAAUGCCUUUAUGAUGUUGGAAAGCCUCCUGAGACUACAGUGUAUUGGAUCAGUCAGGGAGACAACACCUUUAGGCAGCAGGGAGAUACACUGAGACUGACCAAUGUACAACGUAAUAGUUCUGGUAACUAUACUUGUACAGCAGAAAAUCAGUAUUCUUCAGGAAACAGGGGACGAAGCAGUCAAUCAUUGACCAUCGAUGUGCAAUAUCCUCCCAUAGUGUCCCCUUUUACUGACCGGGACAUCAUAGAAGGAAGCAACUUCACCGUUGCAUGUGUCUUCACUGCUGGAAAUCCAUUCCAAACCACUGUUUACUGGAUCAAGUCAGGUGAAUCGGAAUUUAAACAAGAUGGAACCAUUCUACAUUUACCAUGGGUACAAAGAAACAGAGCUGGUACUUACAUUUGUACAACAGAAAACAGAUACAAUAGCGGAAGGACAGGAACAAGCAGUCAGUCUUUGGAAAUCAAUGUUCUGUAUCCUCCCAUCGUGUCCCAUAUUACCAACCAGGACAUCAUAGAAGGAAGUAACCUCACCGUUCAAUGUUCCUUCACUGCUGGAAAUCCCCCUCAAACCACUGUUUACUGGAUCAGGUCAGGUGACUCUGGAUUUAGACAAAAUGGACGCAUUCUACAGUUACAAAAGAUAGACAGAGACAGCACUGGUACUUACGUAUGUGUUGCAAAAAACAUAUACAGCCUUGGCGGUACAGGAACAAGCAGUCGGGCUAUGGAUGUCAAUGUUUUAUGUAAACCCGAAGUAAAAAAGAAUAUUACACUUGGUAUACUGGACUCAGAGGGAAUUCAAUUCUCAGCCACUGUUAUUGCAUACCCAAAGCCAUCAUAUAAACUAUAUUAUGAAAACAAAACCAUCAACAAUAAAAUGACCAGUAGGUUAAGCAAAAAUGCCGUGAAUAACUUUACGGUUGUAUACAAUCAGACACAUGUCCAGCAAAGUGAUUUUGGGGUGUACCUUCUGGAGUUUGAAAAUGCCUAUGGAAGGUCUCUCAUGUAUGUCAACAUUAUUUCUGAAGGAAAACCAUAUCCACCAGAGAUAAAAACUGUCACGUGUGAGACAAAAUCAGCUGAUAUAACAUGGAAAUCUUCAUUCAAUGGCAGAGCUCCUCAAACAUUCACUGCCAUUGCUAUGAGGGAUGAUCAGUAUGAAGCCAGUCGUUCUGGUUCUAUGUCAGACAAAGGGGAAAAUGACAUACAUAGGGCAACUAUAAACGGACUGCAGCCAUCUGUUGUAUAUAACUUUUAUGUGUCUGCAUUGAAUAAACACGGGGAAACAUUGUCAGCUGGUGACAUCAGUUGCAGAACCAGUGCUAUGAAUGCUCGUGCACCUGACCUGAAAUCCCUUAUUGGUGCUAUAGUUGGUGGAACAUUUGGUUGUAUUAUCUUUGUAGCUAUGAUUCUCUUUGUGUUCCUCAACAGGAAAUACAAAAUUAAAUGCACAGAUCGAUAUUCCAAAUCAGGUGAGAAGAGAGAAGAAAAAUUAGCUGGUCUGCAAGGAAAUGAAGGCAUUCAUUAUGAAGAACUAAAGUAUGCCGACCGCCUUCAAGAAAGCAGUUAUGAUGCUAUUCGAUUGGAAGAGAGUGAUAAGAAUGAAAACCCAAGUGCAACGUAUGAAAGUUUGCAACCUACUAAAGAGGAAAACAAAUAUAAAGUACAUGUAUUUACAGACAAUAAGGAUAAAGAAAAGGAUACUACUUACUCGAAUUUCAGUUGAUAGGCUUUCUUCAAUUAUGAUACGUGCAUAAAAAACUUAUUUAAUAAAUUUUGAUGUUUUGUU
Messenger RNA from Saccostrea echinata, 1884 nucleotides. RefSeq names its product hemicentin-1-like. The record is from RefSeq and is a predicted model, not a curated record. The transcript is spliced from 14 exons. Gene Ontology annotation, biological process: cell-cell adhesion. Gene Ontology annotation, molecular function: cell adhesion molecule binding. Bases 1 to 1821 code for a protein of 606 amino acids. Gene Ontology annotation, cellular component: cell-cell junction. NCBI's taxonomy places the organism in Eukaryota, Metazoa, Mollusca, Bivalvia, Ostreida, Ostreidae.